GGAGAGGGCAAUAAUUUCAUUCCGCCCACGGAUUUCUGCGGGGUUUCCAAUUCGUUCAUGCGAAUGCGAUUGGUGCAGAUGUGCGUCGGCGGGGAACCUUAACGGACAUACUAUGCUUUUUUUAUUCGGUUCUAGAGCUCGGAGAGCAUACUCCUGAUCGCCGAUCGCCUUCUGUGCGCAUGGUUGGCUGGGUUAGCCAAAGUGGGCUCCUCCUUCUCUAAAGUUUUCCAAUCCCACCCCAAACUGGCAUUACGACAGCCCUGAGAGCCAAAGCCCUUGCUGUCUCGGCUAAGUACGGUCCAUAGGUAGGAGAAGUCUUGGGAGUGGAGCGCACACAUAGUUACAUUGUGUGGUUAUGCCAACAUGAAUAAUGAUGUAUAUCAAUAUUUUCUGGGGAUGCCAGACUGGUCAAUCCCAGAAGCUGAGAGUAGAGCUAUAAGCACUGACAGUCCCCGCUGCACAACUUUCUCCUGUACUUCCCCACAGAUAUUUUCCCCACUUUUUCCAUUUCGCACUGUAUUUUUGAAGUGGACUGUCCAUACUGCCAAUUUUCCUUCCUUGAGUAAAACCUCUGUCGGGGAGGGAGAUAGGCACCAUGAGUGAGCAAAAAAAGCUCGACGGAGUUCAGCUCCAAGAAGAACUCGGUGCUGUAACCCUCAAUGAAAAGAAGGAUGUUAGCGUAGACGCUUUUUCCGUGAAUGAAAACUCUGCCGCCCUCGACGCCAGCUCCGAUAAAGAGAACAUCUUAACCCCAGAUGGAGAGGAGCCAACAGAGCACGAAAAAGCUACUCUGCAACAUGUUGCUGAGAACCUCCCCUUCUCAGCAUGGCUCGUUGCGGGCGUCGAGCUCGCUGAGCGCUUCACCUACUACGGAAUGAACGGCUUGUUCCAAAAUUAUGUGCAGCGACCUUUCGACGGCAGUUUGGGUCGAGGUGCACUUGGCCUGGGUCGCCAGGGCGCAACCGGUCUGGUCACAUUUUUCCAAUUUUGGUGCUACGUGACACCUAUCUUUGGUGCUAUCGUUGCGGAUCAAUACCUGGGAAAAUACAUGGCCAUCUUCUGGUUUUGUAUCGUGUAUAUUGUCGGUCUUCUGAUCCUAACCCUAACAUCAAUCCCCAUCGCACUUGCAAAUGGUGCCGGCGUUGGUGGCUUUAUCGUGGCUAUCAUCAUUAUUGGCAUCGGCACUGGAGGCAUCAAAUCUAACGUAGCACCCUUAAUCGCGGACCAAUACACUCGAAAGAAAAUGGCCAUUAAGACCAACAAGAAGGGGCAGCGCGUUAUUAUUGAUCCCGCUCUGACCAUCCAGCGCAUUUACAUGGUAUUCUAUGCCUGUAUUAACCUUGGUUCGCUAUCUCUUCUCGCCACCCCUUUUAUGGAAAAAGAUAUUGGCUUCUGGUCUGCAUAUGUUCUCACGCUUUCUGUGUUCAUCGUUGGGACGGCUGUCUUGGUCCUCGGGCGUAGAUUUUAUAUCGUCCGCCCUCCAAAGGGAUCCAUCAUCACUGAUGCAUUUAGGGCUAUCUGGGUCAUGAUUAAGAACCGGAAUAUGGACGCCCCCAAGAACUCUUACCAGGCAGAGCAUGGUGGAGGCCGGACAUUCCCCUGGAACGACCACUUUAUUGACGAACUCAAGCGUGCGCUUGUUGCCUGUCAGGUGUUCGCCUUUUACCCUAUCUACUGGGUAGUGUAUGGCCAAUUCUCUGGGAACUUUGUAGCACAAGCCGGCCAAAUGGAAGGACACGGAAUUCCUAACGAUCUCAUGCAAAACUUUGACCCAAUCUCCAUCAUCGUCUUCAUCCCAAUUCUGGACCGCAUUGUAUACCCUAUUCUGCAACGUUUGCACAUCCCAUUCCUUCCCAUCAGCCGCAUCACCGUUGGAUUUAUUGUCGCUUCUUUGGCAAUGGGGUACGCAGCCAUCGUCCAGCACCUCAUCUACUCCACCGGGCCAUGCUACGAGCACCCGCACUGCGAGCUGUCGAUCGUCGACGGCGUCGCCAUGGGCAAUCAUGUGCACAUCGGCAUCCAAACACCAGCAUAUGUUCUCAUCGGUAUUUCCGAGAUCUUCGCCAGUGUCUCUGGUCUUGAGUACGCGUAUACCAAGGCGCCACCUUCCAUGAAGAGUUUCGUGCAGUCGAUGUAUCUCCUGACCAAUGCCUUCGGCUCGGCUAUUGGAGAAGCUUUAAUCCCAGCCGCUUAUGACCCGGCCGUCCUGUGGAUGUUUGUCGGCCUGUGUGGCGCAUCGUUCAUUGCUGGUAUCAUUUUCUGGUUCACGUUCCGGAAGCUUAAUGGCCAGGAGGCAGUGAUGAACGCUCUGGACCUUGAGCUGGAAGAGGAUGAAAAUACGGAUGAGAAGGCGGAGGCCAUGACUAUCACGGAAAUGCAGCACCAAUGAAGCUCUAUUUUUGUGGCUUGACAUUGCAGUAGCCGUCGAGGUGCUUUAAGCAUGACUUAGCAUAUAUAUAAACGUAUGUAUGAGGGGUGGUGUGCUAUGGUUAUGGGAUACAUGUCACCCCUUCUUUCUAUCAUUUUAUCCAAAAGGUGAAAGGGUGGGUGUGCGUGCGGGAUUUAUUUAAUAGCCCUUUUGCCUUGUUAUUUUGCUUUUUAAACUCAUUUAUAAGGUACUUUUCCGUACCCCCAAAAAAUUCGGCAUAUCGCAUCGUUCUGGUCUGCUGCCAUUAGAUGAUGCUCAUAUAGAUGAAAUUUCCACUUCUCGUAAAAAUAUCCCUUUUCGUUUCAAUCUAAGGUAGAUGAUUUAUCGCAGUAUGUGAUGUAUUCAAGAAGAGCAGGUAUGGCAGCCCAUAGUGACAAAUGGUGUGAGAUGUAGGGGAAGGUUGCAUCUGCUGCAGAUAUCAGACGACACGGUUGAAGCUACAGAGCAAUACCAUGCGUAGGUUACGGUUAGUUAGUACG
Molecule: messenger RNA, 2907 nt
Organism: Blastomyces gilchristii SLH14081
Lineage: Eukaryota; Fungi; Ascomycota; Eurotiomycetes; Onygenales; Ajellomycetaceae
Product: POT family proton-dependent oligopeptide transporter
Exons: 5
Coding region: 596-2389 (597 amino acids)
Biological process (GO): oligopeptide transport; transmembrane transport
Cellular component (GO): fungal-type vacuole; plasma membrane
Molecular function (GO): dipeptide transmembrane transporter activity; tripeptide transmembrane transporter activity
Source: RefSeq, a predicted model, not a curated record